This is a messenger RNA of Penicillium soppii, 363 nucleotides long. Its product is annotated as FKBP-type peptidyl-prolyl cis-trans isomerase. The record is from RefSeq and is a predicted model, not a curated record. The transcript has 6 exons. The coding region runs from base 1 to 363 and encodes 120 amino acids. Lineage: Eukaryota; Fungi; Ascomycota; Eurotiomycetes; Eurotiales; Aspergillaceae. Gene Ontology annotation, molecular function: peptidyl-prolyl cis-trans isomerase activity.
AUGGGUGUCGAAAGAAAGAUUAUUACUCGUGGAACCGGCUCCUCGCCUGCUGAAGGUGACGAUGUCUCCAUCCACUACACCGGCUGGCUGUACGAUGCCAAGAAGUCCAACAAGGGCUUCCAGGGAAAGCAGUUCGACAGCUCUAGGUCUCCUGGCCGUGGUGUCUUCAAUGUUAAGAUUGGUGUCGGACAGGUUAUCAAGGGUUGGGAUGAGGGUGUGAUGCAGAUGUCUCUAGGCGAAAAGUCCAUCCUUACCAUUAGCCCGGAUUACGGAUACGGUGACAAGGCUGCUGGCAAGAUUCCCGCCAAUUCUACUCUCAUCUUCGAGGUUGAGCUCCUUAAGAUCAACAACAAGAGUGCCUAA